AUGCGAAGUAGAGGAAAGGAGCCAAAUCCUGCUUGGAGUCUAUCUUCCCCUCUUCCGUCUGCUCUAUCGAGUAAUCUGAACUUCACUCCGAUGACGUCACCGAAUAGAGAAAGCUUGCCUUGUAAACUAAUAUAUGUUCAUCUUCCAUUCGACCAACAUUCCCGUCUUGAAGUUCGAGCUGGCCAGACUGCUCGAGAUGCAAUUUCAAAGCUUCUGAAGAAAAGGAACAUAACACCUCAGUUGUGUCACGUCAAUGUUUCUGAGGAUCCGAGAAGUGAACAGAUCGAUCUCAUGGAAGAUCUGGAGUCCGUUGCCUCAAGACUGGAAAAAAACGAACUUUGGGUGCACAGCGAAUAUCUUGACACUGUCAGUUCAAUCAAGCACACCAUAGUUAGAAGGACUUUUAUCCCUCCAGUCAAUUGUGAUGUCUGCAAGAAUCCUAUUUGGCUAGUGGGUUAUCGAUGCGAGUUUUGUCAGUUCAAAUUUCAUCAACGGUGUUCUUCAUUUGCACCUCUGUAUUGCGAUUUGAUCCAGACCGUCCCACGUGAUGAAGCGCUAGCACAAAGACUGCUUCUGUUGGCGUCAAGAAUGGAAGGACAGGAUGCGGAAAUAGCAGAAAGUGUACUGAACCAGUUGCAACCAAAUUCUAGUCCAUCACACACUCCUGAAGGAACUGAGCCAGAGGCAGCUGCGAGAUUUUUGAAGAGCAAUAAGCCUAGUUCGCAAUAUCAAAGCAGUGUUGCUAGUAAUGCCUCUUCGGCUGGUAAUGGUUUGGCUGUUAGAAGGCCAACUAACCGCCUUAAUCCACGUGCGGACACCUCUCCGUUUGGUUCUAAUUCACCAUCAAGUACUUGUUCAUCUCCUCCUGCUACACAGCUUAGUGCUGCUCAACUUCUACCACCUACUCUCCCUCUCACCCCUCCACAGAGUGCUCCACCGCAAAAGUUUUCUCCUGGGUUCUUUCGUGGUAGAAGCCGAUCUCCAGAACCGCAUGUGGAAUUUGAGAUGAGCACCAUCCUCGAUAUUUUCAAACAGAUAACGUUGGGAAUGAACUACCUGCAUUCGAAAAGUAUUAUUCAUAGGUUGUAUGAUAUUAGCGUUCGUGAGUGCGAAGUGUUGGGUUUUCCAGUGUCUUUGAUCGUUUUGUGUAGUGAUUCUGUGAUACUCUUUUUAAAAUGGGCGAUAAUGGAGAAAGAAGUGGAUGAAGCAUCGAGUUUAUGCUUUGCAAUUCAACAGAUGGUGCAGUCUUCUAGUCAAAGCAAGAACGGCGACAUUGCCUAUGUGGUGCAGUUGGUGAAGCUCAUUCACCGCUUGUUUAUCGUGGAUCUUGAGCGUGCCAUGGAACACGGAAUGGAUACGUUGCUUUGGACAACAGCAAAACAGCUGGUCGACCGUGUAAGGGAAGAAAGCGGUAAUGAUCGCAAUAGUGGUCAUUAUGAUCUUUGUUCGCAUCUAUACCAUUGUAGCCUCCGUGCAAAGCCAUCUCUUGGUGAUGCGUGGAAUCAACUUGGCGUGCUGGCCACUGUUAAGGUGAAGCCACUUGAUUCACUUUAUUUUAAUACGCGUGCUCUUCACUGUCCGACUCCAUUUACACCUGCUGCGGCAAAUAUUUCCAAUCUUUUUCGAAAAUAUUCUGAUAAAGGCGAUACACAUGACGAAACUCGUACACGUCAGAUUCUGAUUCAGCUUCUGUCCCUGGCUUUCAAUAGUAUCACCAACUUGCUUCUCAACAAUAAUCAUCUUCGGCCUGAUUUGCUUCUUUGUAUAGCUCUUCUUCUGAGAGUUCCCUGUGCCUGUCGAAAUGAACCGUCUUUGGUAGCGGCAUUAUCACGAUCACAUCAGGAUGUCAUUUUCGAUAGCGAAAAAUUGGAAACGUUUAGAUGUUUCACCGAGUCUGAUCCAUUUGAAUAUCCCAUCAGUUAUGGCCAGAUUUCCGAACAUAUUGCUGAACUGUCUGAGCGACCAAACGUCACCAAGUUACAGUGCCACGAUGAUUAUGGAGCAUUGGACACAAUGGCUUUGGCUCCCACGUCUUCGAUUUUUCGUGGUGGCCUAUAUCAAGUUGCAUGGAUUUAA
Messenger RNA from Angiostrongylus costaricensis, 2076 nucleotides. The record is from the annotation of a GenBank genome assembly. NCBI's taxonomy places the organism in Eukaryota, Metazoa, Nematoda, Chromadorea, Rhabditida, Metastrongylidae.